UUCAACCAAGCAGAAGUCACACUGGCUCCAUCUAUUGAGGCUGAAAUAGAUCACUUGCCAAUGUUUUAGAGCAUGGCUACAAAUUCAAAAUGUGAAUUAAAACCAAGAUUUCGAAACAGGCAUGGUGAUCAGUAAACAGAGAUUACUAGAAAAGUUCAUUACUACUGAACAGAAACAAAAGGCUUGUCAAGACAGCUCGUUUUGGGGCUACAAUACCUACACUGAAAUCUGGUAGUGGGUCUGUGACAAGUUUCCCGGGGUCAGGUGGUGGGACACUGCUGUCCUUGCUUAGUUCAGGUGUCAACAAUGCCCUAGUUUUUGCCAAAGUAAACAUGAAAAGCUGCACCAAUGGCCUCAGGUAUGAGCAGGGUGUGUGAAGCUGCAUCAUAAGCCUUAGCCAUGAGCAGGGUGUGGAAAGGUGUGCCAUUGGCAUCUGGCAUUCAAAGGGUGUGGGAGGCCAUGCCACCAGCCUCGAGCAAGAGCAGGGUGUGAGAGAGCACUGGGAAAAGCUUUAGUGGGUAGGCAGUCUUGUGAGCUUUUGGAUAACAAUCUGCUGGAGAGCUUGUCGGCCUCUGUAGGAUGACUGGAAGGGCCUUGGCUGAGGGUUACCCCAUCCUCUCCAGCUCUCCUCACCUUCAAUUAGUAGUUCUUUCCACAAAAAACUUCCUAGGGGUCUAAAACCUGAGCCACUGUAAGAUCCAUUUCAAAAGGCUUAUAAAUCCACCUGUGGCUUAGGUGUGCUGAUGCAUAUGCAGUUAAAUGUUAUAUUAAAAAGCGGAAAAACAAAUCCAAAAUAUGAAUCAAAUCCUGAAGCAGGGAAUAGGUCAGGCAAUCAGCAAACAGAGUUGACUAUGCAGGGUUAGGACAUGAAAAACAGAACACAAGUCAGGGUUGAAACCAGAGUAUUGAACAGAAACAAAAGGUAGGUAAACAGGUAGGCAAAUGCUGAACAAUACUUUGCACUGAACAAAGAAACACAAGGGUUUAAAUACACAAACUGUUUUAAAGGGGUACUUUGAAAACUGAGUGUAAUCAGGAAACAUGAGGAGGCCAACCAAGGACAAGACAUGGGAGCAGGCAAGACAUGAAUCAACCUUACGUAGCAAUGUAAAAACAAACCUGUGUCAUUGAAGACAAACAUUCCAAAGCACUGCAACCUGCAAUGUGCACUGAACACCUCUGGAUGCAACACUGCACAAGGGGCAAUUAUGUGCUGGCACAACAUACUGUAUAUUGGAAAAAAUUGGUAUGUAAUGUACUAUAUUUAAUUUUACAUUUGGGAAUCAGAGAUCAUUUCCAAUGCCAGUACCAUAGGUAUUAUUUUGAGUUCAAAUUCUUUAUCAAUGGAACCAUUUAUUGUACUGUGAUCUAUUUAAUGGAAUAAACUUUUAGCUGUACAAGCACAAAAAAAAAGGUCUGGCCUGGUUUGUAGACCAAGAUGCACAUUAUUUAAUAUCCAUCCAUUUUCCUUCUUUACAUGUCAUAAAGGCAAAUUAUUUUGACCACUUUCUGGAACUAUUACCCUGAAUACAUUUUUCUGAAUCAGAAACAAAAUGUCUAUAGUUCCUGUACUUUCUUGUUGAUUGUGAUAUGUAUUAAAUUGUGUAAACAGUAAAGAUUUUUCCAAGUACACUUUGCUAACUUGUCAUUAAGAACACUGUUUUCUUCUGACUGUUGUGAAUAACAUGUUUGUGCAAUUACAUGCCUAUAAGCAACUGGAAACUGAUAUUCAAAUACAGUUUUCUUUAAGACAAUCAAACAUUCAAAGUGAAUAAAUAUUGACCCUGUCGGAGUUAAUGGUUGCACCACAAUGUGCAUAAAAUCACAGGUAAACAAUUUAGGCCCACAAAAACUUAAACAAAAUUAAAGGCUAAAAUAUAGCCACACACAAAACAAAUCAGAAAUCUAACAAAUUCAUGACAUGAGAUAAGCCAUGUUUAGGCAAAAACUGUUAUCAAAUGUAUACUUGCAUGUCUAUAUGUAUGCAUUAAUUUAUUUGUGAUACUGUGUAGGGACAACAUUGAAUGCUGUUCCAUUUUUUAAGAAUGUAUCAGCUUCAAAUAAGUGUCUGGGCAAAGCCUGAGUGAGCAGGGGCACUGGUAAUGACAGUUGCACUGCCGGCUACUUUGUUAAUAACGCUAACCACUUUCUACAUGUAAAUGUUCAAACCAUCAGUGGUUCUUUAGAUUUUCAUUGAAUUCUUCAGGCUGUGCCACGUGUGGAGGAAGGACCUUGGGGGAGUGGGUAGGUGGGCAGCAGGUUCCCAACAUUAAAUUCUUAUCUGUUUAAAAUUAACAAUAACGUCUUAUCUCCAAAAGAUAAUCUUUAAAUUCAAAUAGGUUCUGCUCCUGAAACCUUAUUACUCUUAAAGCUUUAUUUUGACUCAGGAAUCCCAGGUUGGAUGGGAGUGGAAACAAUUGUUAUUGCACUGCAUUAUAUGCAGUAAAAGAAAUGGUUAUCUAAGAAUAGCUACAUGAACUAGUUAAGUAACAUUAACUAUGUAUCCUGUUGUUACACAACAGAAUAGAAUUUCUUUAUUUUCAUUGUACACAGUAUAAUGACAUUAUGAUCCACCAAUCUCCUCAUGAUUAAUGAUUUUAAAAAACGAUAAAAAGGAGACAAAUGCAUUAGAAUAAGUACCAUAAAAAUGACACUGGUUCAUAUGUACAGUAAUAUUGAGCUCAUGUUAACGAAAUGGUGCCAUGUAUAUUGUGUUGUUAUUAUUGAUGUAUUUUUGGCUAGAGAAAUACUUUAAGAAUGUUGAAAUCUAUGUUUGUAAUGUAUUAGAAAAGGUUGAACAAUAGAAGGGACACUGACAGUUUGUGUUGGUUUGUGUUUGUGACAUAUUAAGCAAAACCAAGAACACCACCUUGCCAACCAUAGAUGGAAAUUAGGGACCAUCUAUUUGGGUUUACUCUUUACUUUGUGGCACUACUGCUCUAUGAAACCCGGGUACUAUAAAAUCAGUUACCUAGUAUUUAAUAAAUAUUGAGUAUCGCAGAGCAUGACACUUCAGACGCAACUGUACUUCUGAUUUCUGCCAUGAAUUGCGCCCGACUUUUGGUCCAUUUGGCGUUCCAUAGUGCACACAGACACAUGGACACGACAUGGAUUCUGAAGUGAGCGUGAAAAGUAACCAAUACUUUCCCUCUUAAGCAGCUUGAGCAGAGUGUAUAGGGUUCUUUAUCCACAAACAAAAAUGUCGACCCCAAUUCGAAGCCUGACUAGAAAAUCUCUGAUGCGAAUAUAAACUUAGAGUAAGAGCUGAUCAACAGGUAAAAUGAACUCUCAGUGACAGGAUUAUUUGGAGGUCUGCAAAAUGUCGUGCAUUUCAAGAAGCGCGCACGUGCUGUAUUUUCAGGCGGAAAAGUGGAUUCUUUAUGUAAAAAAAAUCGUGUCAUGUUUUUAAUGUAUGAAGGUCGAGCGCAUUUCUUGAAUUGGCUUUGUGCUCGCCCCUCUGGUUCGGCGCGAGCGUCUGCGCACGUCAGUCUGGGGAGGGCAAUGAGAUGCUGCUUAUUAAUGCUGCGCGCGCGACAAGCAGGCUGCCAGGAGCAGAGCCGAGCAGACCGCCAGCGCGCGGAGGCAACGGCGGACAAAAGACCGCGCGCGCGCGUCUAACGGCGCGCGGGUGGGGAGGGUCAGAUAAAAUGCGCGAGAAAAAAACAGUGACGGCGUGAAAAAGGAAGUCGGAGAUUUAAAAACAAAAAAACAAAAACCAAAAUACACACACACACACACACAGAAACACAUCAAGGACUCGUUGGGGUUCUACUGAGGCGACACGACGCGGAUCUAAAGCGCGCGGACACGGCGAGGCCGUAGAAGAAGGCACCCUUGUUUGGGCUCUGGGGGGGGCGAAAGAUGACUGUGGUGCCCGGGGAGAACCUGGACGAGACGGUGGCCUUGGCCGCUCUCUGUCACGAUGCUUACGAGCCGGAGAGGUCGGACCAGGAGUGCUGCGAGCGAGUGGUCAUCAACAUAUCAGGCCUGCGCUUCGAGACGCAGCUCAAGACUCUUGCCCAGUUCCCAAGCACUCUGCUCGGAGACCCGAGAAAGCGGAUGCGCUUCUUCGACCCACUCAGGAAUGAAUACUUCUUCGACCGCAACCGGCCGAGCUUUGAUGCCAUCCUGUAUUACUACCAGUCAGGCGGGAGACUUCGGAGACCCGUCAACGUGCCCGUGGACAUCUUCAUGGAGGAGAUCAAGUUUUACGAGCUCGGCGAAGACGUGAUCGAGAAUUUCAAAGAGGAUGAGGGCUUCAUCAAAGAGGAGGAGCGCCCGUUACCGGAGAACGAGUUCCAGCGUCAAGUCUGGCUCUUGUUCGAGUAUCCGGAGAGCUCCGGUCCCGCCAGAGGGAUCGCGAUCGUCUCCGUGCUCGUGAUCUUGAUCUCCAUCGUCAUCUUUUGCCUGGAGACGUUGCCCGAGUUCAGGGAGGACAACAGAUCGUACGACGAGCAAAUUCCGAUUAACGGUACAGUGAGCGAGAACAAAGCGAAUCCGUUCACCGACCCGUUUUUUAUCGUGGAGACGCUGUGCAUCAUCUGGUUCUCCUUCGAACUGGUCGUGCGUUUUUUGGCGUGUCCGAGCAAGGCGGCUUUCUUCAAAAACAUCAUGAACACUAUCGACGUGGUGGCGAUCAUGCCGUACUUCAUCACGCUCGGUCUCGAGCUCGCUGAGCACCAGGGCAACGGGCAGCAGGCCAUGUCGCUGGCUAUCCUGCGCGUCAUCCGGCUCGUGCGCGUUUUCCGCAUCUUCAAGCUCUCGCGCCACUCCAAGGGCCUUCAGAUCUUGGGCAAGACGCUACAGGCGAGCAUGCGCGAGCUCGGCCUUUUGAUCUUUUUCCUCUUCAUUGGGGUCAUCCUCUUCUCAAGCGCAGUCUACUUUGCUGAGACGGACGACCCCGAGUCGGGCUUUAGCAGCAUCCCGGACGCUUUCUGGUGGGCCGUGGUCUCCAUGACCACUGUAGGUUAUGGAGACAUGUGCCCCGUGACCAUUGGAGGCAAGAUCGUGGGCUCGCUGUGCGCCAUCGCCGGUGUGCUCACCAUCGCGCUUCCUGUUCCUGUGAUCGUGUCCAACUUUAACUACUUCUACCACCGGGAGACCGAGCACGAGGAGCAGCUUCAGUACACGCACGUCACUUGUGGUCAACAGCAGCAGCAGCAGCAGCAGCAGCCCGGAUACGGAGAGUUCGGCAGGAGCGAGAGCAAACCUUCCCUCUCCAAAUCGGACUUUAUGGACUCGGAAGACGCGGAGUCAAUCAAGUACACAAACUGCAGUCCCCAUAAAGCCUACACGGGGAAACUCACAGAUGUAUGAGUGCAAAACGCAAAAAAAACUAAAAAGUGACCCGCAAAAACACAGGCGCAUUUCUGUGAGCACAAUUUCCUCAUCCUGCGCUCCGGCUUGGUGAAGAUCUGGGUAUCGAGCUUGUUGAUUAUCAGGCGUCCACAUGCGCACUAUGUGGAGUCAUUUUUCAUUUUAAGACUCGUUUGCAGCGGAUUAAUAAGAGGAAGACGCGAAAAUGGGAUACUUUCAUACAGUACUUUUGCUUUCUUUCUUUUUCAAUAUUGUCUUCCAUGUUUGCGAUCAUCGAUAUUGAUAAAAAAACAACAACAACAACAACAUAAGGAAGGUACUGCAUCUCUAGCCUCAAAAUAGAAUGAUAUAGGCAAAGAAAACAACUCUAGGCAAAAUAACCAAGCCCGACCUCUCGGAAUAGCACUUUAACUCAUGUACUCUUAGUAAUAAAUAAUUUAUUAGGCUAUCAGCUUCGGUGGAUGUGGGGUUUUAAAGUUUACAUAUGAUUUUUACCAAUUCCGAAGCGCAAAGGACCAAUAUAUCUAAAUCAUAUUAUAUUUUUUAUUAUAGAUUUAUUCUAAGCCUGGUGACUGCGACUGCAAGGUCACUCGGUGUUGCUCCCUCAUGUUUUGGUAAUGCUCCUCAUUUUUUCCAUGGCUGUAAAGGUCGGCUGUCAUGAUCAGUAGGCACUUUUCGACGAGCACUUUCUCUAUAUUCAAUGGUCAUCCUAAUCACAAUUUGUACCCCAUUUUUAAACCGGUUUCAUACCCGUUUACACUUUAUUUAUCCUGGAGUUAAAUUUAAUGGCAUCUUAUUGCUUAUCAUCCAAAUAUA
Silurus meridionalis is the source of this 6132-nucleotide messenger RNA. RefSeq names its product shaker-related potassium channel tsha2-like. The record is from RefSeq and is a predicted model, not a curated record. Gene Ontology annotation, molecular function: protein binding; delayed rectifier potassium channel activity. The coding region runs from base 3862 to 5316 and encodes 484 amino acids. Gene Ontology annotation, cellular component: membrane; voltage-gated potassium channel complex. The transcript has a single exon. NCBI's taxonomy places the organism in Eukaryota, Metazoa, Chordata, Actinopteri, Siluriformes, Siluridae. Gene Ontology annotation, biological process: protein homooligomerization; potassium ion transmembrane transport.